Penicillium antarcticum is the source of this 1638-nucleotide messenger RNA. RefSeq lists its product as uncharacterized. The transcript has a single exon. Gene Ontology annotation, molecular function: protein binding. Bases 1 to 1638 code for a protein of 545 amino acids. The record is from RefSeq and is a predicted model, not a curated record. Lineage: Eukaryota; Fungi; Ascomycota; Eurotiomycetes; Eurotiales; Aspergillaceae.
AUGGCGAAACCCUCACUUUCGCCAGCACAAUGGCGUCAAGCAUGCCGCGCUAUUAAUCCGAACGUGCACGGCGUGUGUGAUACGAGGUUGUCAGCCCGCGCAGCUCCCGCCAUCAACAAUGUGACCGCAGCUACGACAACGAAACGACCGUUUUACACUACCCAACCUCGAUCGAUCGCUGGCGGAAGGAAGACACCACACCUUCACAAUGGUAGUCUUCAAAGGGCAACAAGCAGGGUACUAAAAAGCAAACAAGGCGUGCAUCUGGACCGUGAUGGCUUUUUUAAUCUGAAGUCCGGAGCAGAUGUGGCUAAGGUGGUCAGAGAGUUCCAAGACAGUGUUAAGGAGACAUAUGAAGCUGCUAGUAGCAUUCUGCCUCCUGGCAUUGGCCUCACUUCGUUCAAAUCUGUGGGCGAGCGGUUGCUCAAGGCGAUUCACGCUGGUCACCCCUCCGCGGCAGCUAUUCAAAGUAUCUCUAUAGGUAAUUUUUGCUCUUAUCCUUCCUUUGAGACAACAGUCGGAGACAAAAGUACUGACCAAUGGAAUUUCCCUGUCAUAGACGUUGACGCUGUCUACCGAAUUGGGCACGUCGUCGCCGGCCGCAAUUUCGUCUUCCGGGAAUGGAUCCAGAGUGCUUGCGCAAAAGCAGGGUCCCGUCGAGCCGUUGUUUUCCUCGUGUCCAGAUACAUGCGCCUCGACGGUAUUGAUAUUCACCGAAAUAACGAGUGGACCACGCAGGUCCAGGAGCUUGCUCUCAAGGAGGACUUCCCGCCCGCGCUCCUGGUCUGGGCAGAGCUUCUGACCUGGCGUGGCCAGACCAAAGAAGCCAGCAAGAUCUUGGAGGAGAGAGUCCUUCCAUUCGUCCAAAGCACACGAAGCAUCCCCAAGCCGUGGACGGAUCUUACCCUGGAUGGGACUGUCUCCUCGCCCUGGCGACUCUAUGCUCUUGCUAAUGCCGACGACACGGAGAAGGUGAAAGAGGCCAUUAAUCGUGCUGCGUUGGAAUUUGGCGAGCCCGUUGCUUUGACUGAGCUGGCGAUAGAUGCUCUUGCCAAUCGGCAAGUGGGAGACGAUUUCAUAAAGACAUUCAUGGACACAGACAAGAAUGCGUGGGAGGCAUUUGAAAAGUACGAACAGUACAUGAGCAUGGCUGCCACAGCCGGACACGAUAAAGCUUGCUUCUAUCUUGCCAACUGGUACUAUCUAAUAUCACAAGGCUGGAUCGACAGCCCUGAAGCGAGGGCGACUAAGAUAAGGACGAGAGACUGGGAGAUGUCACGGCAGGACGAUUGGAAUAAUCCCUGGAAGAAAUACAACCCUUUCUUUCUGAUACCCAUGUUUUUUUCCAGGUGGAACAAACCUAUGGAGCGCAGUGAAUAUCGCAAACUCUCAAUGGACUGGCAUGAACUUGCCUUGCAAAGAGGGGAUAACCCGUCAUCUGCUCUGAUUCUGGCAUUACUUUUCCGUGAAGAUGGCCUCAUGGACGAGAGUCGCAAGAUGUACGACCAAGCUGCUGCUUUCGGUCUUCCAAUGGUGCUGCCGAGGAAGGGAUUGAUCGAGUUGGAGGACAAUUGGGACAAUCCGGAGUAUACUCCGCCCAUGAAGAAGAUCGCUGUAAAGCUGAUGCGGCUUUUCUAA